GGCGGCUGCAUGUCGGACGAUAGCGGGCGGCCGUCUGACGAUGACACGAGACUGGGCGGGGCGGGCUACCACCCGACGGGUGUCCUGACGUCUGCCGCCGUGCUUAGUGUGUGAUGUGUUCACCACAUUUUGUGACUAGAGAUAAUUGUUUUGUAUUAUUCGUAUGGAUAAAAUGGCUGCCAAUACCGCGCGUAACUUGCAACGGUGAAUUCGAAGGUUUGGACCUGUCAUUUGUCUCCGAACCUUGUCCCCGACUCUGACGAUAUGGACACAGUAUGGCCCCAGCAUACCGGCACACCUCAGGGAGAAGUUUUGUUCUGUCGAUCUUCUGCUUACAAGCUAUUUGUAUUCAUAUUACAAGCGAGUGCGACCAGACUUUUGUGAGUAGACAAGGAGGUCCAUUAAACGGCACAUUCCACGCUCCAGAAUAUCUAAAUCCAAAGGGACAUUCACGACAGUGCGUUUAUAUUUUCGUUGCUGGACCAGGACAUCGCGUUGAGGUGGUUUUCACCUCGUUUAAAUUACGUGGAGCCCCACCCGAUGGGGCAGCCGGAGAAAUCCCUCCCUGUAUCCACGAGUACAUGGACGUGUACUCUGAGGUGGUGCAGCCGGAUCCAGCAGAGUUGAUCAACUCCCCUUUUGGAGGACGUUACUGUGGACCCAUUUCACCGAGACGUCGGAUUUCGCUUUAUCGCGCCAUCGCCCUCAGUUUCUAUUCGGAUAAGAACAACUCGACGCCCGAUCUCUUCACUGGCAGAUAUUCCUUUAUUAACGAUUCUGAAUACGAAGUGGGUGUACCGGUAGCGAACACUCCUUGUAGCUUUCUUAUUAAAGGGGCAGUUAAACCAACAGGACUCAUAAUGUCGCCUACUUAUCCGGGUGCCUAUCCAAAGGAUAUUACAUGUACAUACCAAUUCCUUGGUACGCCUGGACAACGGGUGCGAUUGGAGUUUCGAGAUUUUGACUUGUUUUUUGGUGGACCGCACUGUCCCUUCGAUUACGUAAAAUUGUACGACGGUCCAGAUAAUACGUCUGCGGUUAUAGGAACUUACUGUGGUCAACAACGUAACCUGGUGUUAUACUCAUCGGAAGCGUCGUUAUUUAUAUCCUUUGUAACUCUAUCACGCACUGCCAAUACACAAAAUAGAGGAUUUAAAGGAAUGUUUGAAUUCUCAAACUCUUUUACAAAAUUAGAUUUUAUAAGUAAAAAUGAUGGAGAACACAUAAGAGGAUCCGAAUGUGAUCAAAAAAUAUUAAGUAAAAAGGAAUCAAGUGGCUUUGUAUUUAGUCCGAAUUAUCCGUUCCCGUACAUGCCUAAGUUAGUAUGUCGAUAUUUUAUUUAUGGUAUGCAAGAUGCUCAACACCUCGAAAGGGUUCGUCUAGAAUUCGUACUUUUCGAAAUUCCGAAGGGCCCUAAAGAAGAUUGUUCAGAUGGUUACCUAAAAGUAUAUUUGAAAGGGCAAGAAACAACGGAUUCGUACGACAAGUUUGAUCACGAAAUGUGCGGAGACGAAACUAAACCUCAGGUAGUUGUAUCGGAUGGACCUCGCCUUGUAAUGGUUUUUAGUAGUGGUGAACUAAUGGGCAGAGGGUUUAAAGCAAAUUAUACAUUCGAAACAGAAUACCGUAUCCCAGGCACCCCUGCCCCGGACGGUAGUUGUACAUUCACAUACCGUAGUUCGAGCAAGAAAAAAGGAGAAUUUAAUUCGCCCCGUUAUCCUUCAAACUAUCCCAGCGACACUAACUGUACAUAUUUAUUUCUCAGCACCCCCAAUGAACAAGUUUCAAUCGUAUUUGAUAACUUCAAAGUACGUGCGGAUGCGGCGAACGGUACAUUUGGCUCCUAUGGAGUUAACGUAUGCGAGGAAGAUUGGCUAGAAAUUUACAAUACUUACCGCGACGGCACUGAAAAGGCAAUUGGGCGAUAUUGUGGCAUGACAGCACCGGGUCCAAUUGAAUCAAAUCGCGGCGCAAUCGGCCUAAAGAUUGUGCUACACGCAAACUCUGAAGGUGUAUAUAGCGGUUUUAAGGCAAGAUACACGUUUGAAACCGCCAAAUCCAUUUUUGGGGAUUGCGGUGGAAACAUGAGUAGUUUAGAGUACGGCGUAAUUUCUAGUCCAAAUUUUCCAAGCAAUUACGAUGGGCCUAGUAGAGGACAAGCAUCCAAAAUAUGUAAUUGGUACGUUACGGUGAAACCGAAAUGUAAAAUAUUGAUCAAUUUUGAACGGUUUGCCGUCGAAGGAGAUCCUGAAAGUCGAGGCUGCCCCGCGGCUGUUUUAAGGCUUUGGUUGAACUUAUCGGAGACUCCUAAGGAGAUGUGCGGAGAAAAAAGGCCCGCUAGCAAGUGGGAGUAUUUGUCGCAUUCAAACGCCAUUAGACUAAGUUUUAUAACUGCCGAUAAAGCCGUGGGUUCCCAGGGGUUUAGAGCGGUGUGGACUGAAGUGGAAGAGACUGAUGAUUGCACGGAGUUUCAAUGCGCCAAAAGCGGCCAUUGCAUACCAAAGAAGCUCAAAUGCAACCUCGUAAACAACUGUGGGGCUGACGACGAUUCUGACGAAGCCGACUGUGGAUCAGAAGCACCAAAAGAAGAUCAUACAAUAGUGACUGCCUGUUCGAUAGGCAUAAUCGUGGCGCUACUUUUAAUACUGUGCGUGUUGUGCCAUCGAAAACGGCGACGACGUCAAAGGCCACAUCAACGACCGUUUCCGUUACCAGUUCCUGGCGGUUCAGCACGAAGGCCACCUCAACACGUGUGCGAAGAGUUAGGAGAACGUUUCGCUAGUGUUGACAGUGUUUGAUGGUGGCUUCCUUUCGGUUGUUAUCGUUACUGCCGUCGUCAGCAAUAUUAUACACUAACAGGGUCGAAAAUUACUUGAAACCGUAUUUAUAUUAAAGUAAAUGUUGGCUUAUUUUCAUUGUCUUUAAGAAGCUAUUGACAACGCUAAUAAUAAAAGAUAUUUCUACUCUCGGCAUCAACUUCCUUAGGACAUUUACUAGAUUUAAUACGACAAUCGAGAAACGCUUUCAAUUAGACGAUUACACUAAAGUGUACAAACAGGGUAAUUUCAUUUUUGUGCAGUUUUGGUACGCGGCUGGAGCUUAUUUUUUAAAGACUAGUGAAACGUUACACUCAAAUCUUAGCAACAGAUUUGUCAUUUACCUAGCAAUAGAUACGCCACCAAUGGAUUUUCAGUUUCAUGUGGAUUAAGAAGCGGAGAGUAGAGAAAUAAUGGUUGAUUGGACAAUCAUGAACAAUGUAUUGCUGGCGGCUGGCAUAGAUCCGUCUUCAGCAAAACAUGUGCAGUCAAUAAAUACAUCGGUAUUUCUAAACAAUUUUUAAAAAAAUGUUCACGAUUCCUGGUUUAAUAUAACAAUAAUAAUAAAAUGAUUUAGAAUACGAUAUUGAUAUUAAUAAUAAUUACUGCGUGUUGUAGUGCGAGGUAUACGUAAGACGUUAUUGUAUUUCCGUGAAACAAUACUUACGCGUGAUGUUAGAUGCACUUAUUGAACCUAGAAAUGUUCCUAGGUCAAUUGACCUUUUAAAAGUAUAAUUAAAAAACGUUGGGCAGAAGAUUUUUGUACGUCGUUUAAUUGUAACACCUCUUAGAAAUCACAACUUCAUUUAUACGUUUUCAAUAAAUAGGUAGAUUUUGCACAUUCGCACAAACGUAUUGAACGGAAGUAUUUAAAAUAUAGAGAGGUUUUACAUGAACCGGCGUUAAAACCUAUAUUAUUAAUAUUUUACACGUGCUGGUGCUCCAAAUUUUAUUUUUACAACGAAUAUGAUUUCUCUGGCACACAAAAAUGAAAAACUAGUGUAGUGAACUGCCAAUGGAGAUUAAACUGUGCAUCUCUAUAAUUCUGUGUGCAAUUUUCGUAGCCGUCGUUAUAAAACAAAUUGAAAUAAACUCUGUAUCUUAUACUGUUUGUUCUUAUAUUGUUAUUAAAACAGUGACUGAUGAGUGCGAUUUAAGAGCAUCAAGGGAAUACGUACGAAUAUUUUAAACAUAUAGUUAUUAUUAAAAUAUGCUCAGUUAAAUUGAUUCUUGACUUCUUGAAUUAGUGUAGGCAGUGUUAUUUUAAAUUACCUACCUAUUACAAUCAAAGUUGACAAUGAACCAUGGCGCUACUCUAAGUAAUUAACGUGUAGAUCAUUACAUUUAUCUUCAUACAUUUUCUCUUCUAAACUCGAAAGAGACGUGCAUAUUGGUCUUGACUUGACAUGUACUUCCCAAAACUUUCUAUUUUUUAACAUAGAUAAUAUAGUUAAAAUUGCAAUGGUCGAUUCGGUUCGAUCUCGCAAUACUAAAUGCCCUUCCGAAAAUUAAAUUAUCGUAUUGCAGAGCCAAUACGCGAAGAAACCUUUAUUUAAAAUGCGUUUGCACCUGUUUUGUAUAGUAGAUAUUCUAUAUAGAUGAUGUUAAAUUUCUGAUCGGGCUUCCUGUAGAGUCUUAAAUAGCGUGUAAUAAUUGAGAAAAUCAAGUGCAUGCUGCUGCACAAAUAUUUUAUGAAUUGCAAAGCACUGUGAGUCAUUGAUAAUUUAACUGAGUAUAAUAUUAUAGCGUGUCUACUAGAAAAUUGUUUCAAUUUUGAACAGUAAAGACAAUUCAAACAUAUUUUCAAUGUAGUUUACUAGUUAAUAAAAUUUCUAUGGUUUUUACUGGCACUGCAGAAAACGUUGUAUGUAAUCAAUUAGGUAAUAUAAAUUAUAGUCGUGAGGCUGAUAUAAACUGAUGGUGUAAAAUAAUCUAUGUAAAACUAACCUAAACGUGUUUGAAAUAAUGCAAUGGCUGAAACACAAUUGAUUAUUUGUUUGGUAGUAACACAUAAAAUGGCACUAACGUUUUGUAAACAUAUAUUAGUUUUUGGAGAAGCACUAACACCAAUUCAUCGAUUUAUGUGUAACAUUGUCUUCCUCAAAUCAGUCAUUGUAUUUUUUUCAAUAUAAAAAUUAUUCGAUAUUUUAGAGAUAGUUAAAAAGAUAUCCUAAUAAUUGCAACGUUAUCAGUUUGCCUUCUUUUAGCACUGCAUUAUUGAACAGACUGUGAGUACCGUAAAUAUCUCAAGAUUACGUUUUUAGAUAUCAGCACUAUUAAUAUACACGAAAAUUAAUGCUUGCAUUACUAAAGACUAAUAUGUAUUGUCUUAAAUAUAAGUUAUUGAAUCAUACAUUUCAUUUUUAAUUACAGACUGUUCAAUAAAUUACAAAUAUUAUAUAGAUAGAAUUUUUAAGUCUAGUAGAUUUUGUUGGAUGCAGUAGCAAAUGCACAAGGUAUCGUAUGAACGGGCCUCGGCCAUUGUUAUUUAGGAUGUAAUAUUAUUUUUAAAGGUAUCUAUUCGCGAUAGAUAUAUUGUAUGUAUGUAUUCAUACAUAAAGCAAUUGUGCAGUAGUGACGGUGUUCGUGUUAGAUACAUAUAGUCAAUCACUAUCAUCACAAAGUAUUCACCUAUCGACUGAUAGAAAAGUUUCAUAGGUUUACAAUAUCUUUUUAAUUAUAUUUCAGUGAAAGUCUCUCAAAACGGGUAUAUUAAAUAUUGUGUAACGUAGACACCUUAUCAACGAAUCAUCCAUAUAAAGAUCCACUCGCAUUUGGAUCACCCAUGCAACUUCAUUUUUUUUUAAUUUUUACCUCAUUACUUUAUCAUAACAUCACACUAUUUUUUUGAGUACUUAUAAUAAUGACGCAACAAAGUUUUCUAUUAGUAGAUAUACUGAGCACCGCGCGGCUUCCAUAUUAAUGAUAAAACACACACGUGCAACUGCACACUUUGUUAACGAUUCUAGAAAAAGCUCAAAAACCAAAAAUGGAGCACAGUACCAAAAGUAUGCGUUUAUACGGCAUUUUAACGAGACAAUUUGUUCACUUUUAGCGUGAAUAGAAAAUAUCCGUACCUAAUUUAAUACGUAUAACGUACUUUUGGUCAAAAAUAUUUAGUAAGUUAAUAACUAUUAUUUUCAGGUCAACGAGGAAUUUGUUGAUUUGUAUAAAACUUUAACCUCGAGUUCUGAAAGUAAUCUUUAUUACAAGGUUACGUAAUUGUACCUAUUUAAGAAAAAAAUUCUCAUCUCAUCAAUAUGUUAUUUGUUAACUUAAAGCUGUUAAGUACUGUUAAGAUUGGUCGCAAAUUGUAAUAUAUUGUAUCAAGAUGCUCACAGCGACUAGCAACGAUAAAUAAAAGUGUAAUCUACUG
This is a messenger RNA of Photinus pyralis (common eastern firefly), 6192 nucleotides long. RefSeq names its product cubilin. Gene Ontology annotation, molecular function: protein binding. The record is from RefSeq and is a predicted model, not a curated record. The coding region runs from base 276 to 2798 and encodes 840 amino acids. Gene Ontology annotation, cellular component: plasma membrane. NCBI's taxonomy places the organism in Eukaryota, Metazoa, Arthropoda, Insecta, Coleoptera, Lampyridae. The transcript has 15 exons.